Molecule: messenger RNA, 411 nt
Organism: Uncinocarpus reesii 1704
Lineage: Eukaryota; Fungi; Ascomycota; Eurotiomycetes; Onygenales; Onygenaceae
Exons: 2
Coding region: 1-411 (136 amino acids)
Source: RefSeq, a predicted model, not a curated record
AUGGCUGAUAUCGGAGCCGAAACUUGGAUAAUGCAUGGAACGUUGCUGGGAUGGUGGUGGAAUCAAAAAAUCAUGCCCUGGGACACGGAUAUCGAUGUCCAGGUUUCUGAGACGACAAUGUACUUUUUGGCAAAGUACUAUAACAUGACAGAGCAUCGGUUCAACGUUCCCGGCAACCCGGCUGGCCGGACAUUCCUUCUUGAAAUUAACCCCCAUUUCGUGAACCGAACGCCGGAAGAUAAACUAAACGUGAUCGAUGCGCGAUGGAUUGAUACGUCGUCCGGGUUGUUCAUUGAUAUAACGAGCGUGCGAAAAGAUUAUGACGCGCGAAAAAGAGGCCAGCAAGGUGCUCUUAUGUGCAAGGACAGGCACAGAUACAAUGUGGGCCUCAACACCAAGUUGACCUCUUGA